Messenger RNA from Lachancea thermotolerans CBS 6340, 933 nucleotides. Its product is annotated as RTA1 domain-containing protein. Gene Ontology annotation, cellular component: membrane. The coding region runs from base 1 to 933 and encodes 310 amino acids. The transcript has a single exon. NCBI's taxonomy places the organism in Eukaryota, Fungi, Ascomycota, Saccharomycetes, Saccharomycetales, Saccharomycetaceae. The record is from RefSeq and is a predicted model, not a curated record.
AUGGGCACUUCGACCUCAGACUUUGAGCUGUACAACUACACUCCAAGUACAAGCGCAGCAGCAUUGUUUGCUGCUGUUUUUGCUUUGUCGCUUCUAGUAUUAAGUGUGGAAGUUAUCGUACUUCAGCGACGCGCAAAAAAAACCAUAUCAGUUACAAUGGAUGACCGAUUAAAUCAUUCAGAAUAUUCAAUGGUUGGAUUAUCCAGAAAAAAACCAUCGUCAAAAUUUGUGUGCUUGAUAGUUGGGUGCGGAUUGGAAACGAUUGGAUAUAUUGCUAGAGCUUAUUCUUCAAAAAAUCAAGAUAAAAUAUUGCCUUAUGUCAUUCAGUCCAUGUUUGUGCUCGUCGCCCCCGCUUUGAUUGCAGCCUCGAUUUACAUGAUAUUCGGAGCAAUGCUAUCUCUCCUUGACUGCUCUUCCCUCUCAAUUAUACCUGCAAGAUUCAAUACCAUGUUUUUUGUAUGCGGCGACAUUUUCAGCUUCCUUUUGCAGUGCGGUGGUGGCGGUCUCAUGGCCAAAUCUAGUAGCCAGAAGACUGGGGAAAUUCUGGCGAUCAUUGGUCUAAUAGUUCAAUUGGUGUUUUUUGGCUUCUUUUUACUUACGGAAAUUAGAUUCUUGAUACUUGCUCGCGGGAGAGCAGAUUUGACGUUGAAAUUUGGCAACAAAUGGAAGAUAAUCAACUGGACACUUAUUGUUUCCAGUAUUUUCAUCCUUAUCAGAUGUAUCGUUAGAACAGCAGAAUUUUGCCAAGGGCGGGAAGGGUAUCUUAUGUCUCACGAAUGGACAAUUUAUGUCUUUGAUGCAUUGUUUAUGACAGCUUCUGUGUGGGUCUUCGCUGUCUCAUUGCCAUUUGCAAGUCUAUUUGAUUUGAACAUGGUAAAAAUGGCAGUGAAUGAGUUUAAAGUGGUUCCCUCCGAAUAUGAAAGUCGUUAUUAA